AUGGGUUCUAGCAGUAGCAAACAAAAUGCACCUGACCCGUCAGCAACCAAUAAUUCUGCAAUAUCAUCGUCUUCUUCAGCUGUUGUUCGAAGGAGUCAUCGAUCUUGUAGAAGUAGAGGUUUACAAGCUUCUUGUCUCCGAUCUCACCAUUCUGAAAUCAAUGAAACUCAGGUGUCUGUUCGUCAGAAUGGAGAAAGCCGUAAGAAUGUUCAUGCUGUAAGUGAGAUUAAAUCGGACUCAAAUGAAGUUCCAGCUGAAUGUGACCGCAGUGAUAAAGUUGAGUCGGCUGAGGAAAUGAACUAUGUGACCUCCAAUGUUGAGCUCAAUGACUGGGCUGAAACAAGCUUCUCUCAUACUGUGUCUCGAGAAGGUGGUUCUUCUCAAGCUUUCACCUCUCGAUUACUGAACCCUACAAGCCGAUUACUUUCUCGCUGCAGUUUCUAUCCUGGUAAUCUGAGCUUCCGGUUAAGCAGAUCAAGCAGUUUAGGAUCCUCCAGAGCUUAUCCUGCAUCUUCAACAAGCUUCACAAUUUCAAACAAUGGAGACCACUCAAGCCACAUUGGUAGAAUGAUGAAUAGAAAUGAGAGGUCAAAAGGUUGUGACUUCUUACCAGCAUGCUUCAGCAAUCAACCUCCUGUAUUGCGGCAUGAAGAUUUACCAACUAGUAACUUACAGUUCAGUCCUCCAACUACUAAUUUCUCUGAUAGUUUGCAAGAUACUCAACAUAUUAGAGCUAGUCAAAAUGCAUUGAUACAUAGAGAUGAUACACAGACAGAGUGUACUCCGAGUUUUUUCUCUCCUGAAAAUGUUUCUAACAUUGAGGGGACUGGAAUAAGACAUGUUGAUAGUCGGAUUGCAGCUCGAGAACCCAUAGAGAGGAAUGUUCGAUUUAGUAGAACACUAAGUGUUGGUAGACUUCGUGACAGAGUUCUUCGUCGAUCAUCAGUUCCUGAUAUGGGUUUAUAUACUUCAAAGCAAGACAGGGAAGUAAGACAUGCUAGUCAAGUUACUGAGAGACGGGAUUUAGGUCAUGAAUCAGGACUAGCAAUGUCUGAAGAAAAUGUCUUUGCAGCCUCAAACUCAUCUAGUCAUGCGCUGUCCAUUAUGUCUAGCUCUUCUUAUAGAAGUCAAAAUAAUGAAUUUGAAACUUCACGAGCAAGAGAGACGAGAUAUCACGAACUCCUGGAGCAUAGAUCAAAUUUCCUUGAGCGCAGAAGAAGAAUAAGAUCUCAGGUACGUGCUCUUCAGCGACUGGGAAGCCGUUUUGAGAAUUUCUCUGGCCAUGGGAGGUCUUGCAUCUUAUCUGGCCAACAUCGAACAGGUUAUUGCACUUGCCGGAUUACCAGUCGAGAUGCUAAUCCAAAUGAUGACAAUAAUGCUAGGGCUAGCAUAUCAAGAAUUGUUAUGUUAGCUGAAGCAUUGUUUGAGGUUCUGGAUGAAAUUCACCAGCAAUCUGUAGUCUUAUUGUCUCGACCUUCUGUGUCUUCCAUUGGAUCUGUUCCUGCACCAAUUGAAGUUGUGGAAUCCCUGCCUUUGAAGCUAUUCAGUAAAUCGAAAAAACAUCUAAGUGAAGAAGCUGCACAAUGUUACAUAUGCCUUGUUGAGUACGAGGAAGAAGAUACUGUGCGGACACUGCCAUGCCACCAUGAAUUUCAUAGAACAUGUAUUGAUAAAUGGCUCAAGGAAAUUCACAGGGUAUGCCCACUUUGUAGACGGGAUAUAUGCAGACCUAAUCCAUUAAUCAAUGGAGUAAGCGCCUCCUUAUAG
Fraxinus pennsylvanica is the source of this 1767-nucleotide messenger RNA. Lineage: Eukaryota; Viridiplantae; Streptophyta; Magnoliopsida; Lamiales; Oleaceae. The record is from the annotation of a GenBank genome assembly.